AUGAGAUCUAAGACUGUAGAGCAAGAUAACGAUGCUCAGGACCCAGCUCCGCCGUGCAACACCUCAUCACCGGCCCAGCCGGCGGCAUCCACUGAGCCAGGCACGAUGCAUGUCGACUCACAAGGGACCACGUAUUUUGCUAGUCCGCACUGGGAAACCUUGAUGAACGAGAUUUCUGAUCUAAAAAACGACUUCAGAAAAGAUUACGAAGGAGAAUAUUUGGUUGAAAUUACGGACGUGUCGUCUAGAGCCAUGAGCACCACUCCACUCCUACUGUACGGAUCCAUGCAGCCAGUAUCGAAGGAGGCAUUGAUUUCGGCUUUGCCGGAUCGGGACAUAGCAGAUCGUCUCAUCUUUCAAUACUUCAGCGAAAUCUCUAUUCUGCCGGACCUAUUCUCCCUGGGACCCGAACAUAGACAGUCUCACCCACGGCAGACGUACCUGCAACAAUUGGUUCGAUGCCUUGUUGCUGCGGACUACAUUCGUGGAGGACCGUACAUCCUGGAAUGCCUCAUUCAUUACUUCCUGGUGGAGUUCUACCUCAACCCCGUCACUGAGGUUGGCAAUUGGAUGGUGGCCGGCAUCAUAGCUCAGCUCGCAUUCCGCAUGGGAUACCACCGGGAUCCAUCACACUUCCCGCACAUCAGCCCUUUUGAAGGCGAGAUUCGUCGCAGAGCUUGGGCUACCGUACACAUUCUCGACAGCACCAUGGCCAUGCUCGUCGGCGCGCCGCGGAUCAUCUCAGAUGGCACGUGGAACACGCGACCACCUGGUAACAUUCCCGACGCUGACCUCGACCAUGGCUGCGCCCAAUUGGCAGUGCCUCGCGCAGACAACGAGAUGACUGAAGUCUCGUUCCUACUCGCGAGAUACAAAAUGAGCCUUGCCACGGGGAGGCUAGUUGAUCUGAGCUUGACGAACAAGCUAGAAUCUUCAGAGGAUGUGCGAAAUGCUGAAAGUCGACUCGAGACAACAUGGGUGUCAAUGCCAGAAAGUUUCAAAUUCACCUCGCUAUCCCACUGUCUGUCAGAUAACUCGGCAACCGUGUAG
Molecule: messenger RNA, 1050 nt
Organism: Colletotrichum costaricense
Lineage: Eukaryota; Fungi; Ascomycota; Sordariomycetes; Glomerellales; Glomerellaceae
Exons: 3
Coding region: 1-1050 (349 amino acids)
Biological process (GO): DNA-templated transcription
Molecular function (GO): zinc ion binding; DNA binding
Source: RefSeq, a predicted model, not a curated record